This is a messenger RNA of Aureobasidium melanogenum CBS 110374, 222 nucleotides long. Its product is annotated as ribosomal protein S25. The annotation marks the transcript as partial. The record is from RefSeq and is a predicted model, not a curated record. Gene Ontology annotation, cellular component: cytosolic small ribosomal subunit. NCBI's taxonomy places the organism in Eukaryota, Fungi, Ascomycota, Dothideomycetes, Dothideales, Saccotheciaceae. Gene Ontology annotation, molecular function: structural constituent of ribosome. The transcript has a single exon.
GUCAAGGACAAGGCCCAGCACGCCGUCAUCCUCGACAAGGCCACUUCGGACCGUCUCCAGAAGGAGGUUCAGUCCUACCGCCUCGUCACUGUCGCCACCCUUGUCGACAGACUGAAGAUCAACGGCUCCCUCGCCCGCCGUUCGCUCGCCGAUCUUGAGGAGCAGGGCCAGAUCAAGAAGGUCGUCAGCCACUCCAAGUGCCUCGUCUACAGUGCGUUUUGA